AGAUAUGAGAUCAAAAUUCUUACUAGAGCUUUUAGCUCUAUUCGCUGUGGCAUGUAUGGCCAAUGGAGAUUUGACAAUUCAAGAUGAAUUGGUGGAUGAAGUAUCCGGUCUAUUUACAAUUGAGGGUAAAGUCUAUCCCCCAGAGGCACAACAGAUGAGCUAUAAUCCCAAUGCCAUUCCCAACAAUAAAUGGCAAGCUGACACUGUGCUCUCCAUUAAUAAUGGUGAAUACAAAGGUUUCAUAAGGGAAGAUGGUUCCUUCAUUAUUAGUUCAGUGCCUUCGGGAAGUUAUGUUGUGGAAAUCAAUAAUCCAGAUUAUUUCUAUGAACCGGUCAGAGUAGAAAUUAAUCCCAAGGGUAAAUUUCGUGCACGCAAAGUGAAUUAUGUACAGCCAUCACAGAUUGUACAGGUGCCUUAUCCAUUGAAAUUGAAGGCAUUGACUAGAUUCAAGUAUUUCCAAACCAGAGAACAGUGGAAGAUCACCGAUUUCCUCUUCAGUCCCAUGGUAUUGAUGAUGGUGGUACCCCUAUUGCUGAUGUGGGUCUUACCCAAAAUGAUCAAUGACCCCGAGACGAAAAAAGAAUUAGAAAAUAUGCAAUUCCCCAAAAUGAACAAUGAAAUGCCCGAAAUAAGUGAAAUGAUAACAUCGCUAUUCACCGGCAAUCCUCCCAAGCAAUUGGAAAAAGAAAAGAAACCCUCAUCCGGUACGAAACAGACCAAAAAGAGGAACUAGUCAUUAGAGUGAAAAUUUUAGGAAAUUGUGUAUUAGUUUAUUAAUGCGUAAUACAUACAAA
Musca vetustissima is the source of this 794-nucleotide messenger RNA. Its product is annotated as ER membrane protein complex subunit 7 homolog. The record is from RefSeq and is a predicted model, not a curated record. Gene Ontology annotation, cellular component: EMC complex. Bases 5 to 733 code for a protein of 242 amino acids. The transcript is spliced from 3 exons. Gene Ontology annotation, molecular function: carbohydrate binding. Lineage: Eukaryota; Metazoa; Arthropoda; Insecta; Diptera; Muscidae.